Messenger RNA from Benincasa hispida (wax gourd), 1793 nucleotides. RefSeq lists its product as uncharacterized. The record is from RefSeq and is a predicted model, not a curated record. Lineage: Eukaryota; Viridiplantae; Streptophyta; Magnoliopsida; Cucurbitales; Cucurbitaceae.
CAAAUUAAUAACGUCAAAGAGAAUCAAAGUAGAGAAAGCUUUCUUCAUUUGAUCGAUGGAUUUGAAGGGGGCGGCGCGUGUUGCGAUAUGAAUUUUGAAGAGGAAAGCAGUGUUAUUAUUACUUAGUACUUCAAAUUUACAGCUUCGAAUUGAAAAUCCAAUCAUUCUCUCCCCACUUUGGUUUGCUUUUAAUUGAUAUUCUUCAUCGGAGCAAACAGAGUGGUAGGUGAAGAUUUCUCUUUCUUUGGAUCCUAAAGGUUAGAUCCCCUCUCUGUUCUUCGUCGCAUUUUGAAGAAGAAAUUCGAACAAGUUCGAGUAGAUGUCCCCGUCGAACACUUCAUCAACUGGAGUUAGUGGACAUGGAGGAACGAAUUACAUAGAGCAUCAAAUUUCCAGAAUGGAUACUCUCGCCGGAAUCGCCAUUAAGUAUGGAGUCGAGGUGGCUGACAUCAAGAGAUUGAAUGGCUUGGCAGCAGAUCUUCAAAUGUUUGCUUUGAAGAAACUGAGAAUUCCUCUACCAGGCAGACAUCCACCAUCACCUAGCCUGUCCGAUGCUUCUUCUGUCAUUACAGGAAAUGGAUCUGUAAAUGAAGAACCUCUACAUUUAGGCCAACCUACUAGUAUGCUAAACUCUUUGCAAACUUGGAGAUUGAAAUCACCUAGCCAGAAAGCCUCCCCUGCCAUGAGCACAUUGCAAAAAUACUAUGGUCUAAGUUCACAAACUCCCGAAAGCGCACCAGUAGACAUGGAGAUGUCAGUAUACAGAACUGAGAAUUCAAAUAGCAUUGGUGAUGGGUUGUUUUCAAGAACCUCUGUGCUUUCUACACCACCUCCAAACAUCUACCCGAAAACCAGGAAAUAUGCUGGUAGUUUCUGGACCGAGAAUGACUCAAUAACCGAACAUCUAUUACGUGCAGAACCUGGAGAUGGAGAGAAUGAGAAAUCUGAUGAGAAAUUGGUUCGAAGGCGUCAAAAGGCUGAAGUCGACAAUGGGGUUACCACCCCAGAGAGACCAUUGAAGGGCGAAAAUAGCAGUGGAAGCUAUUUUUCUUCUUCGAAUGGAAAGAGUUUAGCCAUGAGGCUAAAAUCAGUUAGCAGAACAAUGAUGUUAUCAGAUUCAGAUCCAGUGAGGAUAAAUUCCAUUCCAGUAGGAUUAGGAGAUGCUGUAAUUACUGAUGGCAUUUCUGAAGUUCAUAAAUCAUUAAGUACAUCAAACCUGAGAGACCAAGAUAGCAGUAAUUCGGCAUCUGUGUGGUCAACUACAAAGUGGAGUUUGAAGCCGGACUUGCAAGCUCUAUCAAGUGUUGCAAUCACAAAACCACUCUUUGAUGGUUUGCCAAAUCCAAUCACAGGCCGCAGGAACAAAGCUGCUCUUGAUUAACCAUGUUCAUAUCUCCGUUCAUAUUCGCAUUCAUCAAACUGCUUUGAUUCUUUGGUGUGGGCCGGAAAUUCUUUUGCAAGUAUUAUUACAGGAAUGUAUAGGUAGGGAGGCGAAAUAAGGGAAGAUCGGUGUUCGAAGAAGUUGAUAUUAGUAAAUACUACACCAAAAUAUAUAUUUUUUGUCAAAGAUUUGAGUCUAUAUCUGGUGUUAAGUGGCAUUGGCAAUGUCUACUUACUAUGGGGAGCUUAAUUUCAGGCUGAAGCUACAUCUUGAGAAACACCCUUAUAUGUACUUAAUGAUUAGUAGUUGUCGUUAAAUUUCCAUGAAAAUAGCUAGAUGCUGUGGAUGAGUGAUCUCGCUUUAAUAUUCAGCUUCCAUGCACAUCUAUCCAGUAGGUGUGCGUUUUCUCGUA